Molecule: messenger RNA, 528 nt
Organism: Misgurnus anguillicaudatus (oriental weatherfish)
Lineage: Eukaryota; Metazoa; Chordata; Actinopteri; Cypriniformes; Cobitidae
Biological process (GO): release of cytochrome c from mitochondria; intrinsic apoptotic signaling pathway
Cellular component (GO): mitochondrial membrane
Source: RefSeq, a predicted model, not a curated record
AUAAAUUCUCUAGCAGAAGGCUUGGGAGCAGACUCACGACUCAAGAUGGGUUUGUUAACAAUAGCAGCCGCUGUAGCAGGUGCAGGCGGAGCAAUUGCUGCAGCACCAUUGGUUCUCGGGGCUGUGGGUUUCACCGCAGCAGGAGUUGCUGCGGGUUCUUAUGCCGCCGGUAUGAUGUCAGCUGCAGCUGUGGCUAACGGAGGAGGAGUCGCAGCUGGAGGAGCCGUAGCAGCCCUUCAGGCAGCAGGUGCCGCUGGCAUCCCUGUAGCAGCUCAGGCUGUUGUCGGUGCGGUGGGCGGUACUGUUGGAAGCGCUUUGGCUACAGCAGCUGCUCUACUGAUUUGAAGUAUCAAAACCGAAGACCCGCAUGCGAACCCCUAGUUGUACUACUCUACCAUGUAUAGCGCCUCCUACCUUGCUGAAGUGGAAUUUUGUAAGGGGCAGCUCCAGGUUCAAUAACUUUAUGCCUAGGUGUUGUAUUGAGGCUGCUUUACGCCUGUUAAAUAAAGAGGAAAAAAAUAAAAUUGA